GUUUGCAUAUUAUCUUCCUCCUGCUGCGACCGUCGGGCCAUCUGCUCCUCCUCCAUAGACCUUACACUCGCUGUCUAUCGCCCGCCACCCUUCGCCAGGACCACUACUCGCUACCUGUUCGACCCAUCGCUUCACUGUACCAUAUACCAGAAGCACUAAUACCUUACCUUACACCUUAAUCAACAACCCACCACCACCACAUCUUCGACAACAUGCGUUACGCCAUUGCCCCCAUUGCCCUCGCGGCCGUCGCUGCUGCCGUUGCAGUUCCUCAAGGAGUCACCGAGGACAUCACUCCGUCGACCUCUGCUCCUGCCGGCUGCUCGGGCGACUACCCAGGCACUUUCCAGAUCCAGGUCGUCAACGUGACCACCCCUGCCAAGCAAAAGCGACAGGGCGGUGGUGCUUUGAUCCUCACUCUCUCUGGCGGUGUUCUCAAGGAUGCUCAAGGACGCACUGGCUACAUCGCCGCCAACCGUCAAUUCCAGUUCGAUGGCCCUGCCCAAACCGGCGCUAUCUACACUGCCGGAUGGUCUGUCUGCCAAAACAACACCCUCGCCAUCGGCAACGAUGUUGUCUUCCAGCAAUGCUUGAGCGGUACCUUCUACAACCUGUACGACGAGGCCACUGAAGAGCAGUGCACUCCCAUCUACAUCGAGGCUAUCAACGCUGGCGGUGCCGCUUCUGGUGCUGCUUCCGUAAUGCCCGAUGGCCAACCUACUGCUUCUCCUCAGCCAGUCAACCAGAUCGGAGAUGGUCAACCACAAGCCAGCACAGGAGCUGUCACACAAAUUGGAGAUGGUCAGAUUCAAGCCCCAACCGGCACGCCUGUCAUGGAGAUGAGCGACGGCCAAAUCACUGCUGCCACUGGUGCUCCUGUCACCCAGAUCGGAGACGGUCAGAUCCAGGCACCAACCACCACUGGAGCUCCUGUCACCCAAAUUGGUGAUGGCCAGAUCCAGGCACCAACUGCCGCUGCAACCUCUUCCGGUUACGUCGUCAGCCAGAUUCCUGAUGGCCAGAUCCAGGCUCCUACCAACGCCACCAAGGUCUCUGCUACUCCAUCCGUCAUGCCAUACACUGGUGCCGCCACCAUCCCCACCAUGCGCAGUGAGCUGUUCGGCCUUGCUGCCGGUGUCCUCGCCAUUGCCAUGCUUUAAGCAUCAGGCUUCGACAAGACUGCAUUUAUUCCAUGAAGCAUGUGGAAACACAUGUGGCUGUGAUCCUCUACGGAUCUCAUUCAUACAGGACGGCUACGGAUUAUAGCAUGAAAGUUUGGUUUACGAUUUCGACAUGUGCAUAUGAACAAUUCUUGGGGAGGAGAAACACAGCGACCCGUGCCUCAGUACGACUUUUUGCAAGUCGGGAAAGGGAGGAGUGAAUAUGGCAUGGCCUAUAAUGUUUUAGAGAACACAGUCGGGUGAUCCGACAGCAAGCGUUUGGAGAAGCGCGGAGUUUGAGAGGGCCUGUUCUGACAUUGUCUGCCACAGUUGGUGCAUGCUUUGUCUGUUUUUUGCAUUGCAUGGCAUUGCGCCGCGGAGAGUCGCGUCUGCAUAUUUGCAUUCUUUGUCACAUAGUUGUGGUUGAUGUUGCCAGGAGGGAAGAUUAUCCAAGAGGAAGAU
This is a messenger RNA of Sphaerulina musiva SO2202, 1622 nucleotides long. RefSeq lists its product as uncharacterized. The coding region runs from base 213 to 1160 and encodes 315 amino acids. Lineage: Eukaryota; Fungi; Ascomycota; Dothideomycetes; Mycosphaerellales; Mycosphaerellaceae. Gene Ontology annotation, molecular function: structural constituent of cell wall. The record is from RefSeq and is a predicted model, not a curated record. Gene Ontology annotation, cellular component: fungal-type cell wall. Gene Ontology annotation, biological process: fungal-type cell wall organization. The transcript has 3 exons.